Molecule: messenger RNA, 2265 nt
Organism: Elephantulus edwardii (Cape elephant shrew)
Lineage: Eukaryota; Metazoa; Chordata; Mammalia; Macroscelidea; Macroscelididae
Gene: PFKL
Product: phosphofructokinase, liver
Exons: 21
Coding region: 1-2265 (754 amino acids)
Biological process (GO): canonical glycolysis; fructose 1,6-bisphosphate metabolic process; fructose 6-phosphate metabolic process
Cellular component (GO): membrane; 6-phosphofructokinase complex; cytoplasm
Molecular function (GO): ATP binding; 6-phosphofructokinase activity; monosaccharide binding
Source: RefSeq, a predicted model, not a curated record
AUGAAUGCUGCCGUCAGAGCUGUGACCCGCAUGGGCAUCUACGUGGGAGCCAAGGUCUUCCUCAUCUGUGAGGGCUACGAGGGCCUCGUGGAAGGAGGUGAGAACAUCAAGCAGGCCAACUGGCUGAGCGUCUCCAACAUCAUCCAGCUGGGGGGCACCGUCAUUGGCAGUGCUCGAUGCAAGGCUUUUACCACAAGGGAGGGACGCCUGGCCGCAGCCUACAACCUGGUCCAGCGCGGCAUCACCAACCUGUGCGUCAUUGGCGGGGAUGGCAGCCUCACGGGCGCCAACAUCUUCCGCAGCGAGUGGGGCAGCCUGCUGGCAGAGCUGGUGCAGGAAGGUAAGAUCUCCGAGAGCACAGCGAAGACGUACUCACACCUGAACAUCGCCGGGCUGGUGGGCUCCAUCGACAAUGACUUCUGUGGCACAGACAUGACCAUCGGCACCGACUCGGCCCUGCACCGCAUCAUGGAGGUCAUCGACGCCAUCACCACCACUGCCCAGAGCCACCAGAGGACCUUUGUGCUGGAGGUGAUGGGGCGCCACUGUGGGUAUCUGGCCCUGGUGUCUGCGCUGGCAUCAGGGGCCGACUGGCUGUUCAUCCCUGAGGCACCGCCCGAGGACGGCUGGGAGAACUUCAUGUGUGAGCGGCUGGGUGAGACUCGGAGCCGUGGGUCCCGGCUGAACAUCAUCAUCAUUGCCGAGGGUGCCAUCGACCGCAACGGGAAGCCCAUCACUUCCAGCUAUGUGAAAGACCUCGUGGUCCAGAGGCUGGGCUUUGACACUCGAGUGACUGUGCUGGGCCACGUACAGAGGGGAGGGACCCCGUCGGCGUUUGACCGGGUCCUGAGCAGCAAGAUGGGCAUGGAGGCCGUGAUGGCGCUGCUGGAGGCCACACCUGAUACGCCCGCUUGCGUGGUCAGCCUUUCGGGGAACCAUUCGGUGCGGCUGCCCCUCAUGGAGUGCGUGCAGGUGACAAAGGAGGUGCAGAAGGCCAUGGAUGAGAAGCGCUUUGAUGAGGCCAUCCAGCUCCGGGGCAGGAGCUUCGAGAACAACUGGAACAUUUAUAAGCUCCUUGCACACCAGAAGAUCUCCAAAGAGAAGGUUCCAAAGACCAACUUCUCCCUGGCCAUCCUGAACGUGGGUGCCCCGGCGGCGGGCAUGAACGCGGCCGUGCGCUCGGCGGUCCGCUCUGGCAUCUGCCAGGGCCACACAGUCUACGUCGUGCAUGAUGGCUUCGAGGGCCUGGCCAAGGGACAGGUGCAGGAAGUGGGCUGGCACGAUGUGGCCGGCUGGCUGGGACGUGGCGGCUCAAUGCUGGGGACCAAGAGGACCCUUCCCAAGAGCUACAUUGAGAAGAUUGUAGAGAAUAUCCGUUCCUACAACAUCCACGCCCUGUUGGUCAUCGGCGGGUUCGAGGCCUAUGAGGGUGUGCUGCAGCUGGUUGAGGCGCGCGGGCGCUACGAGGAACUGUGCAUCGUCAUGUGUGUCAUCCCGGCCACCAUCAGCAACAACGUGCCCGGCACUGACUUCAGCCUGGGCUCCGACACCGCUGUCAACGCCGCCAUGGAGAGCUGUGAUCGCAUCAAGCAAUCAGCUUCGGGGACCAAGCGCCGUGUGUUCAUUGUGGAGACCAUGGGAGGCUACUGUGGCUACCUGGCCACCGUGACCGGCAUCGCCGUGGGUGCUGACGCCGCGUAUGUCUUCGAGGACCCAUUCAACAUUCAUGACCUCAAGGCAAACGUGGAGCACAUGACAGAGAAGAUGAAAACGGAGAUCCAGAGGGGCCUGGUGCUCCGAAAUGAGAAGUGCCAUGACCACUACACCACGGACUUUCUGUAUAACCUGUACUCGUCAGAAGGGAAGGGCGUUUUUGACUGCAGAACCAACGUCCUGGGCCAUCUGCAGCAGGGUGGCGCUCCAACCCCCUUUGACCGGAACUAUGGCACCAAGCUGGGGGUGAAGGCCAUGCUGUGGAUGUCGGAGAAGCUGCGGAGUGUCUACCGGAAGGGACGCGUGUUCGCCAAUGCCCCUGAAACUGCCUGUGUGAUUGGCCUGAAGAAGAAGGCUGUCGCCUUCAGCCCUGUCACUGAGCUCAAGAAAGACACUGACUUUGAGCACCGCAUGCCGAAGGAGCAGUGGUGGCUGAACCUGCGGCUCAUGCUGAAAAUGCUGGCGCACUACCGCAUCAGCAUGGCUGACUAUGUGUCUGGGGAGCUGGAGCACGUCACCCGGAGCACUCUGAGCAUUGAGAAGGGCUUCUGA